Molecule: messenger RNA, 1261 nt
Organism: Sinocyclocheilus rhinocerous
Lineage: Eukaryota; Metazoa; Chordata; Actinopteri; Cypriniformes; Cyprinidae
Product: myoD family inhibitor-like
Exons: 5
Coding region: 134-895 (253 amino acids)
Source: RefSeq, a predicted model, not a curated record
UAGUCAGAGCAGAUGCAGCUCGCGCACGCAGACGAACAUCGCGCAUUAUUUCAUUCGGAAUUAAAGUGAAUUAAAACGUCCUCGGUACAAGACUGGAGUUAUUCGAGUUAAGAGUUAGAGUCAAGCGUCUCAAAUGGAGACAGAAGCCAUGGAUGUCCAACAGCAGGACGGAGCGCAGGGCAGCGCACCGGACAGGGUCGUGCCCCAGGAGAAUCAUGUCCACACGACACAACCACAGGCCAUCCGCAAACCUGACGUCACAGGUCCUGUCUCAGCUGAGAUUGUUGACAGCGGAAGCAACGAGUCCCUGACAGAUGGUGUCACAACCAAUGACGACGCUUUACUGCUUCCUGACCACAUACCUACAAUUUCACGCAAAAUAGAGAAAGGCAAUGUGAAGCCCAGUCUUCCCAAUGGCUCCUCUCCUCCAGUCAGUGGGUCUGCUAUCAUCCAUACACCGCCGGCUUCUUCAUCAGGAGGAUCGACACCUCGCCCAAUAACACAAAAGAAAUGCAACGGACAUGCAAAGUGCAACGGACACAAACACCCUCACAGAAAACACACGCCCUCCACCUCCAAGAGCCAGCAGAGCUUCAAAGGUGAUGCUUCACAGAUACAGAGAGUAGCUGGAGACGACUGCUGUGCACACUGCAUCCUAGCCUGUCUGUUCUGCGAGGUGCUGUCAUGGUGUUCGGCUGUGGCUCAGUGUUUGGCCUGCGGUCUGGAGUGUGACGCUCUCUGCUGCUGUGGGGAAGCAGCCACCGGUGGUCUGGCGUGCUGUGCUGAGGACACCUGCUCUGCCCUGCUGGAUUGUGGGAUACUGGAGGACUGUUGCCAGUCUUCAGACUGUCUGGAGAUCUGUUUGGAAUGCUGCUCCAUCUGUUUCCCGACCUAAACGGGAUUCUCUACAGAGUGAUAUCAAGUGCUCAAAGGACUGUAAGCAUUGGAUACAGUAUAUUAUAUUGUUUUCCAGCAUUUUGUAUUUAUUCAGUAUGAAGAAUGAAUUUGCUGCAUCGAUCAAAGUUGGACUGUUCUGUACGAGGCUACUCUCUGAGGCCUUAAACCUGAAGUGUGUUAUUUUUUGUUUGUUAAAAUACACACAAAAUCCAUGUUUGAAUGUGAAUCAUUGCUUUGUUUAUUGGAGAAUUGACCAAUGGCGUUAGUUCAGGAACUCUUUAUCACUAUUGAAAUUCUGUUUGGUGACACUAGUGGCACAGAAAUGACACACUUCAUCUUUAACGGUGAAGAGCAAAAGAUUUAG